Molecule: messenger RNA, 3163 nt
Organism: Homalodisca vitripennis (glassy-winged sharpshooter)
Lineage: Eukaryota; Metazoa; Arthropoda; Insecta; Hemiptera; Cicadellidae
Product: ATP-dependent DNA helicase DDX11
Exons: 17
Coding region: 132-2750 (872 amino acids)
Biological process (GO): establishment of sister chromatid cohesion; nucleobase-containing compound metabolic process
Cellular component (GO): nucleus
Molecular function (GO): DNA binding; hydrolase activity, acting on acid anhydrides, in phosphorus-containing anhydrides; ATP binding
Source: RefSeq, a predicted model, not a curated record
UGUAAGCCAUCAUAGAAUACAAUGUUUUGCGUUUAUUUUAAUAACCUAUUACUUUCUUGUUUAUAAGCUUGUGUUACAAGUUGUAAAUGUUACAGGGUGUUUUAUGGCUGAGUGAUUGAUCGUGUGGAAGAAUGGUAGAAGAACAUCUCUUGAAACCUCCACAAGAGUUCGCCUUUCCAUUUUCACCGUACUCAAUUCAACAUGAGUUCAUGUCAGCACUAUAUUCAACUCUUGAGGAAGGAAAACUGGGCAUUUUUGAAAGCCCCACUGGAACCGGAAAAUCAUUAAGUAUAAUCUGCGGGUCUUUGCGCUGGCUGUAUGAUCAUCUUGCCAGAGAAAGAAAUGUACUGGAGUCACAAAUACAGGCUUUGAAGAAGAAGGAAACACAAAUUGAAGAUGAAGGAGACUGGAUAAGUGGCCAAUCACAGAAGCUGGAGGCCGAAAGAGAACGAAGAAAACUGGAGGAGCUUCUCAAACUAAUGACUGAUAAAGAGAAUGAAAUGAAAAAGAUGAAAGAAAGAGUGAAAAACAAGGAGGGAAACACUAAAGAGUUGAGAGAAUUCAAUAAAAAGUCACAACUUCAGAAAAAUGAUGAUGAUGUCUUGCUUGAUGAUGAAGACCUCUUGUUGGAAGAUAUUGAAGAUGGUAGUAAAAAUGAAUGUGACAGUGAUAAUGAAAUCGAUAAUAACAAAGAUGAAGAAAAUUAUCAGGGAAUCCAAAUCAUAAUCUGCAGCCGAACACAUUCACAACUGUCCCAGUUGGUAAGGGAGGUGGCACGCAGCCCUUACGGUGAUGUGAGACUGAUACCUCUUGCCUCUCGUCAGAGCUACUGUAUCAACUCUACUGUGCGCAAACUCAAUAAUCUCAGUCUUAUUAAUGAAAAGUGUUUAGAUCUGCAAAGAGGCUCAAAGGGGAGGAAAACCAAGGUUGAUGAUGCUGGAGCCACAGUUAAGAAGACUAAAGGAUCUUGUAGUUGUCCUCAUAUGAAAGUAUCACAGAAUAUUACACAACUGAGUGAGGAAGCCUUGACUACUGUCCAAGAUGUUGAAGCUUUGGUAGACAAGGGGAGCAAGAUCUCAGCUUGUCCGUACUAUGCUACCAGAGCGGCUGUCACUAAUGCACAAGUGCUGGUAGUGCCGUACAAUACUCUGCUGCACAAAGAGACCAGAGAGGCCUGUGGGCUGCGGCUGAAGGGAAGUGUUGUUAUCAUCGAUGAGGCUCACAACCUUCUGGAUUCCAUAGCCCAGGUGUACAAUGCGCAGGUCUCAGGUUAUCAGCUAACACAUGCAUACAGUCAGCUGGUGCAGUACCGAGACAAAUAUAUGAAGCGCUUCAGUGCUACCAACCUUCUAUACUUGGAACAGCUCAUCUUUGUUGUAGGAAGACUUAUACAUAUACUGGGAGGGAAACCUGGGUGUCCACCCAAUGAGGGCUCUGCCAGAGUUGUGGACACUAAGCUCUACUCCCUUGGCUUGUUCUUGUUGGAAGCCCAGAUAGACAACAUCAACCAGUUUAGACUCAUUCAAUUUGCACAACGCAGCAAACUCUCUCACAAGCUUCAUGGUUUCACAGAAAGGUAUCAGCCUUCAGUGAACAUUACACCGAAACCUGCUCCUCAAAGUGGUAUUAGAGCUUUCCUUAAAGAGAUAUCGACAAAGAACAAUAUUCCUGAACCAGUUACAUCCUCGGAACCGGAACAGCGCCUCAGUAACAAUCCGAUCCUUCCAGUCAUUGCAUUCCUACAGGCCCUGACCAGUUCGUGUGCGGAUGGCCGAGUGGUAUGCUGCACUCAGCCAAGCGUGGGGCGAGGCACACUCAAAUACCUGCUUCUCAACCCAGCUGCUCAUUUUGCUGAUAUUGUGCAACAAGCCAGGAGUGUGGUGGUUGCUGGAGGAACCAUGCAACCAGUCUCAGAGUUCCGGGAACAGCUAUUUAUGGCUGCUGGAGCCGAUGUUGAGAAGAUCACUCAGUUCUCCUGUGGUCAUGUUAUACCUCCUGACCACAUCCUGCCCAUCGUUCUGUGCUCUGGUCCCACUGGCAAGCCUUUCGAUUUCUCCUACCAAAACCGCAACUGUGUUACAGUGAUGACUGAAUUUGGUCGUAUAUUGGACAACAUAUGUAACAUUGUACCUGGCGGUAUAAUAUGUUUCUUCUCUUCAUACGACUAUGAACAAACAGUAUACCAGCACUUCGUCAAGUCUGGGACAGUAGAUAAACUGUCCGCUAAGAAGAAGGUAUUUAGAGAGCCACGUAAGGCUAAUCAAGUAGACCAGGUUCUUUCUGAUUUUGCUGCAUCUAUAAAUAAUGCCAAGAAAAAUCCCCAGGUCAAGCCUAAUGGAGCACUUCUCUUCAGUGUUGUUGGAGGCAAGUUGAGUGAAGGGCUGAACUUUAGUGAUGACCUAGGAAGAUGUGUAAUUGUAGUGGGAAUGCCAUAUCCUAAUGUCAAGAGUCCAGAACUUCAAGAGAAAAUGAGUUACCUUGACAAAACUUUGGGUGGUAAUGCAGGACAGCAGCACUAUGAGAACCUGUGUAUGAAAGCUGUCAACCAGUGUAUUGGCCGUGCAGUGCGACACAGUGCGGACUACGCGACGGUGUUGUUGCUGGACCAACGGUACGAGCGACCUAGCACGCAGAAACUGCUGCCUGCCUGGAUACAAACCUCACUGCAACUGCAUCAGAAGACAGGACCUGCUAUCGGUACCAUUGCCAGGUUUUUUUCUUCUAAAAGAGCCAAGGACACAGGACUAUAAAUCGCCACAUAUUUCAUACCUUAGUAAUAUAUUGUCUAUUUACUCAUAAAGUAUUCUAUAGAUAAUUAAAGACGUAUUUGUAACACUAUUAUUUACAACUAGUCACCACUCCACAAACUCACAUAAUGGUGGAAUUAUUUUACAUUUGCAUUAUUGUUUAGUUUUCACUUGUUUUCUAAAUUGUUACAAAUAAAUUUUUCAAUAUCUUCCACUUUUUUAAAUUUUCUCUGUUCUGUAGCUAUUAUUAAUCAUGAAGCAUAAGUGUAACAUGCAAUAUAAUGUAAUAUUAUGAAUUAUAAAAAUUGUAAUUAGCUCUCUCGAAUCAACAGGUAAAUAAUUAUUGGUGCUACUUUGUACAAUGCAUGUGUUAUUUAUUUAUAGUUUUAAUUUUACAAUACACUUUUUUACUUACA